UGUACCCGUGCGGAACCCUAUGCAGCAUAGACUACUAAUCUGGAGCCGAGAUUAGGCUUCAGCGAAGUAGAGGGUCUGAGUCAUCAUAUCUGCACGAUCCAGGUUGGUAUGCUCGCAGGUCUCCUUAUGUUGUGGUCCACGAGUUUUAGAAACGUAAUUUGGACGCUGAUGGACCUCCAAUGUCACUCCUUGACUGGCCACAACAAUUUCUUUCUAGACUUGACGGUGGCGCCAGCAUCAGCACGCGGCCUGCAUGCCGUGUUUUCGUGUUCGACUUCCAUCUCUAUAUCCGGGGUCAUGAAUGAACACUUGCUCCCACCUCGCAUAGAGCGCAUGUUCUCCUGUGCUCAGUGAAAAUGCCUGUGACGUUCUAUUCUGAUGGGCCAGAUGCGCGCACGAUUUACCUGCAGUAAAUCAUUCAUGCGGAGUUCAAUU
This is a messenger RNA of Suillus subaureus, 435 nucleotides long. RefSeq lists its product as uncharacterized. Lineage: Eukaryota; Fungi; Basidiomycota; Agaricomycetes; Boletales; Suillaceae. The record is from RefSeq and is a predicted model, not a curated record. The transcript has 3 exons. The coding region runs from base 109 to 354 and encodes 81 amino acids.